This is a messenger RNA of Arabidopsis lyrata subsp. lyrata, 931 nucleotides long. RefSeq names its product agamous-like MADS-box protein AGL97. Gene Ontology annotation, biological process: positive regulation of transcription by RNA polymerase II. Lineage: Eukaryota; Viridiplantae; Streptophyta; Magnoliopsida; Brassicales; Brassicaceae. Bases 19 to 861 code for a protein of 280 amino acids. The record is from RefSeq and is a predicted model, not a curated record. The transcript has a single exon. Gene Ontology annotation, molecular function: protein dimerization activity; DNA-binding transcription factor activity, RNA polymerase II-specific; RNA polymerase II cis-regulatory region sequence-specific DNA binding.
CGAUAUUUCUUUAUUUAUAUGAGAUUGAGAGACAAUGGCCUUCACUUGUCAAUUAUCUUUCUCCACACAAAAACCCUCUCUGUGGUGAAAAUUGAGAAAAUCAUAAUGGUGAAAAAAGGAGGGACGAAGAGGAAGAUUGCGAUUGAGAUGAUACAGAAGAGUGAUUACCUUAGGGUUACUUGCACCAAACGCCGUGAAGGUCUCUUUAGCAAAGCCUCUCAGCUUUGUCUUCUCUCCGAUGCACAAAUCGCUAUCUUAGCGACUCCUCCUUCUUCUGAAUCCAACGUCUCCUUCUACUCUUUCGGUCACUCCUCCGUUGAUACCGUUGUCUCUUCUUUUCUCUCCGGACAACGUCCUGUUCCUGUUCAGGAGGAUACCAAAGAGACGAGGGAGGACGUUGGCAUCUGCUUGUCUCGUAAAAAUCUAGGGUUAGGGUUUUGGUGGAACAACGAGAGUCUCAACAAAUCGGAGAAUCCUCAAGAGAUUAGUGACGCUAUCGACUCCAUGUGGACGUUGUUGAGUAAUCUCAAGGAAUUGAGUGCGGAGGAAGCUUUGCUUAACGAUCACAAGGACUUGAAGAAGAAUGAGAAGAGCGAACACGGAACUCAAGAUCAAACCCUAAAUCUUAAGUCCAACACUUCUGCAAUUUGUUGCAUCCCUAAUGAAUUACCUGCAAAUUUCAACGAGAUUGUUGGAAUCUCACCAAAUUCUUUGAUUAUGCUAGAAAAUAAAAAAUCACAAAUUGAAGAAAGGUUUGAGAAGGAAUCUCAAGUUUGUGUUUCUGGAAUUGAAAAUGAAGCCACGAAUUCAUGUGCAACAAACGAAGAAGAAGAUUUAGCAAAUCAUGUGAGAAGCACGUGACCUGGAUUAGUUGAAUAAGGACAUUUACAAUUAUGCUUUUGUUAAAUUAGCAGUUUUAUUAGUCUUUUCU